This is a messenger RNA of Haliaeetus leucocephalus (bald eagle), 1268 nucleotides long. RefSeq names its product Harvey rat sarcoma viral oncogene homolog (gene HRAS). NCBI's taxonomy places the organism in Eukaryota, Metazoa, Chordata, Aves, Accipitriformes, Accipitridae. The record is from RefSeq and is a predicted model, not a curated record. Gene Ontology annotation, molecular function: GDP binding; GTP binding; GTPase activity. Gene Ontology annotation, cellular component: plasma membrane. Gene Ontology annotation, biological process: Ras protein signal transduction. The coding region runs from base 385 to 954 and encodes 189 amino acids. The transcript has 7 exons.
CGCCGCCGCUCCGCUCCGCUCCCCCCGCACGCACAUUGUCCGGGCGGCGGCGGCAGAGCGCCCUGGCGCCCGGUGCCAAUGCGGGGCGGGCGCGGCACACCGGGGGCGCCUCCACCACCGCGGUGGAAACUUCACCUCGCCGCCGGGCCGAGGCGCGGCUGAAGCCCCCGGCGGGGAGGAGGAGGAGGGGGGUGCUCGCCCGCCUGGGGGGCGCCUCGUGUUGUUUGAUUUUCCUCCGCUGAAAGAAAAAAAACCAAAACAGAUAAUAUUAUUAUCCCGCUUUAAACUUCCGCGCCCCGCUCUCCAGGACGCGCAUCCCGCCCGGCGGGGUGGACGAGCCGGUGGUGGUGCUCCUGGAAGUCCUGCUCUGGGGUUGGCUGGAAGAUGACCGAAUAUAAGCUGGUGGUGGUGGGAGCUGGUGGUGUCGGGAAGAGUGCUUUGACAAUACAGCUCAUUCAGAACCAUUUCGUUGAUGAGUAUGACCCCACGAUAGAGGAUUCCUACAGAAAGCAAGUUGUCAUUGAUGGAGAGACCUGCUUGUUAGACAUCUUGGAUACCGCAGGGCAAGAGGAAUACAGUGCCAUGAGAGACCAGUACAUGAGAACAGGGGAAGGAUUCCUCUGUGUCUUCGCCAUCAACAACACCAAGUCCUUUGAAGAUAUUCACCAGUACAGGGAGCAGAUCAAGAGGGUGAAAGACUCAGAUGAUGUUCCUAUGGUGCUGGUGGGAAAUAAGUGUGACCUGCCAGCCCGGACAGUGGAGACCCGGCAAGCGCAGGACCUGGCCCGGAGUUACGGGAUCCCCUACAUAGAAACGUCUGCCAAAACCAGACAGGGUGUUGAAGAUGCAUUCUACACCUUGGUGCGGGAGAUCCGUCAGCACAAGCUGCGCAAGCUGAAUCCCCCAGAUGAGAGCGGCCCUGGCUGCAUGAACUGUAAAUGUGUGAUAUCGUGAUUAUGCUGACUGGACCGUGUCUUGGAGAGGUUCCCACUGUGCAGAGUGCAAGGAAAGAGGUGAAGCGAAGGAAGAAGCAAACGGAUUCAGGGGAGGAAUAUGGGGGGAGGGGGAGAGGAAGAGGAGGAAGAGGACAGGGGGAGCAUGAGCCCCUCCAAGGACUAUCUCGCACUUCACCCAAGCCUGAAGCAAACGACUUUUUUUCUUUUUUUUUCUUUCCCCAUCCCCUCCUGCUUUGGCCUCCUCCCACCCUGGCAACUGUACAAAGCCACAGAUUGAAUCACACUAAAUUAUUAUUUGAUGGUCUCGACAAA